AUGAUUCGUAUUCGCCGCUACCGAUUGUUCCUCCUGGUGGCUGUUCUCGCAAUUGUCUCUGUCUUUCACCUAUACCGAGUCAAUGGCUGGAAUGAAUCAGCCCUAGAAAGCUUCCUUGGAUUGAAACCCGAUGCAGACGGGACGAGUCUUCCCGAUUUCAAUCCCCUACCGAAGCCAGUUCACGUACCAGAGCAGCCUGCAGGGCCUGCCGUAUACCCUCCACCUCUUCCCCCUCUACAAGCCGAAUCCCAACGUGGAGCAGCCUCACGUGCUCCCGACACAACCGCGACUCAGUCUACCACUUCGCUAGACUCAAGUCCCACAGUGACAGGAGAAGAGUUUCUGGCCAAACAACCCAGUUUUGACCAAGAGUUUGGCGAAUACGGUGAAGGUCGAUACGAGGUCAAACCAAGACCGCCUGAUGAACCGAGAGCAUACUGGAGGCCACCACCCGAACACUUCCCUGUACCCUCGCAUAGUUUGAUAUCAGUACCAACGGGUGAGCCAAGGAGUCUACCCAAGGUCCAGUACAAUUUCGGCCGGGAAUCAUCUUCCAAAAAAGCUGAUCGAGUACGGAAACAAACGGCAAUUCGGGAGGCGUUCAAGCACGCCUGGUCGGGAUAUAAAAACCACUCACUCCCACACGAUGAACUCAAGCCGAUAUCGAAAGAAGUUGGCGACCCAUUCAACGGCUGGGGAGCAACUUUGGUUGACUCUUUGGAUACGCUUUGGAUAAUGGGACUGCGUGACGAAUUCGAGGAAGCUGUUGGCGCGGUGGGCAAGAUUGAUUUCAAGACUUCUGCCAGAAAAGAUAUCCCUCUGUUUGAAACUACCAUUCGGUACCUCGGCGGACUCAUUGCGGCCUACGACCUCAGCUCCGGCACUUACCCAAUCUUGCUGGACAAAGCUGUCGAACUGGCUGAUAUUCUCAUGGGAGCGUUUGACACACCCAACAGAAUGCCUGCUGUAUACUAUAAUUGGGCUCCAUCAUAUGCGUCGCAACCACAUAGAGCAAGUGCACACACCGUGCUCGCCGAGUUGGGAUCGCUCUCUGUGGAGUUUACCCGGCUAGCGCAGAUCACCAAGGAACACAAAUACUACGACGCAGUCGCUCGCGUUACGGAUGCCCUUGAGAAGUGGCAGAUGGCAACGACCUUGCCGGGUCUGUGGCCUUUGAAGCUCGAUGCUUCUGGGUGCAAGAAGCCCGAGGUUGUCCGAAACGUUGCAGGAAGUGAGCAAUUCCUUCCCGACGGUGUGGAAGAGUCGGAAGAGAGUUCGAAGCCUUUCGAAAAGGACGGAAUCCAGAUGGAAGGCUCCGAUUCAUUGAAAAAGCGACAGGAGAAUGAUUCUUCAAUGCAAAAGAAGGACGCUAGCAAAGCAGACGUCUCCCCAGCCGCUCCCGAAAAGAAAGUGGAGCCCGUAGCCCAUACAGAAUGGGAAGACGACUAUGCGAACGUGGACUGUGAACCCCAAGGUCUGAACACCGAGCCGCAUUCAACCACCCAUACAUAUGGAAUUGGCGCCAUGGCGGAUUCCACCUACGAAUACUUUCCAAAGGAAUACGCACUUCUCGGGGGGCUCAAUCCGCAAUAUAAGACCAUGUAUCUGGAUGCCAUGGAAGUGGUCCGAGAGGAACUACUCUUCCGGCCCAUGACCAAGGACAACCAUGAUAUUCUUUUCCUGGCCAAGCAAAGCAUUGCGCCAAAAGCGACCAACCCGGCGAAAAGGAAAGUGACGACCUACGAAGGCACUCACCUUGGAUGUUUCGCCGGAGGCAUGUUUGCUCUGGGAGCUAAGAUGUUUGACAUUCCCGGGGAUAUGGCUAUUGCCGAAAAGCUUACCGACGGGUGCGUCUGGGCCUAUGGCUCUACCACAGUGGGCAUCAUGGCAGAAGAAUUUGAGCUGGUCCCUUGCGACAGUCUCACUUCUUGUAAAUGGGACGAAAGCAAGUGGCAUGAUGCUCUGGAUCCCCGUUUGGAAGAGAGAAUUCGAGCUGUGGAAGCGUAUAACUUGAAUCAGCAGAGGUUGCAAGAAGAGGCAGCCGCGAAUGUCGAGAGUCUCAUGAAGGACGGAGAGGAUGACGCGGUGGUUUCGGAUCCAAGCACGAGAAAGAGAGAUGCCACAGCGGAACCCGACGAUGACCAUGAGGCGGCUCCCGCUAAUCUGAUCGCGCAGUCAUUCGUUCCUCGCGUGCCACUAUCUCACGAAAAGUUUGUGGCGACGAGAAUCCAGGAAGAACGAUUGCCGCCGGGGUACACCAAGAUCAAAGCCCGCGAUUAUCGACUUCGACCCGAAGCUAUUGAAUCAGUUUUCAUCAUGUAUCGAACCACGGGCGACGAUUCCUGGAGACAAAAAGGCUGGGCGAUGUUUGAUGCGGUAGACAGAGCGACCAAAACCGAAGUCGCAAAUGCUGGGGUCGACGAUGUGACCAGCCAGCUCAUGGAGCAACGAGACACCAUGGAGUCUUUCUGGUUGGCGGAGACAUUGAAGUAUUAUUACCUGUUAUUCUGCGAGCCGAAUUUCAUCAGCUUGGAUGAUUAUGUGUUGAAUACAGAGGCACACCCUUUCAAACGACCAAAAUGA
Rhinocladiella mackenziei CBS 650.93 is the source of this 2583-nucleotide messenger RNA. RefSeq lists its product as uncharacterized. Gene Ontology annotation, biological process: carbohydrate metabolic process; N-glycan processing. Gene Ontology annotation, molecular function: mannosyl-oligosaccharide 1,2-alpha-mannosidase activity; calcium ion binding. NCBI's taxonomy places the organism in Eukaryota, Fungi, Ascomycota, Eurotiomycetes, Chaetothyriales, Herpotrichiellaceae. The coding region runs from base 1 to 2583 and encodes 860 amino acids. Gene Ontology annotation, cellular component: endoplasmic reticulum; Golgi membrane. The record is from RefSeq and is a predicted model, not a curated record. The transcript has 2 exons.